Dioscorea cayenensis subsp. rotundata (Guinea yam) is the source of this 988-nucleotide messenger RNA. RefSeq lists its product as uncharacterized. Gene Ontology annotation, cellular component: transcription factor TFIIIC complex. Lineage: Eukaryota; Viridiplantae; Streptophyta; Magnoliopsida; Dioscoreales; Dioscoreaceae. The record is from RefSeq and is a predicted model, not a curated record. The transcript is spliced from 5 exons. Gene Ontology annotation, biological process: transcription by RNA polymerase III. Bases 380 to 820 code for a protein of 146 amino acids.
GACCGCCAUUAAGGGCGCUCGUUCUCACUCUUUCUCUCUCGCGGUGCGAUCAGAUCGCCGGAAUUGGGGUUCGUUCCUCGCCGGUUAAGAGUUCCGGUAGGAUGUUUGGGCGGGGGCCGAAGAAGAGCGGCAAUAGGACGUACUAUGAGAUCCUUGGAGUUUGCAAGAAUGCUUCGCAGGAUGGCGGCCAUCAAGAGCCAUCUCGAUAAGGGCGGUGAUCCGGAGAAGGGUUUUAGCUGAAUUGGUGGUGUUAAAUCUGAAAUUUUGGACAAUCUUUGUUCUUUUUCGAUCUCUUUUCUUCGCUUGUUCAGUAUUCCUUGCUCGAUAUAUACGGAAAAAAAAAAAGCAUUUUUGGUUCCUUUUUUCCUAACUCAAGUUAAUGGAGGUGAAUCUGAGGCAAAACGGACAGGCCGAUGUCGAAGAGGAUUAUCUGUUGCUUGAUUUGGAUAGUGUUUGUCUACAGGCUGAUAUUCCAGCAAAUGCCUCUUAUGUUCUUUCGGGAUUGGACACACCUCAUCCUGUGUUGACCAUUGCAAAUCAUCUAAAGCUAAUAGGAGAGUACCAAGAAACAAUAGGGACAUGCUAUGUCUUCUCAGAAAGAGAAAACCAUAUAUCUGAAACAAACUUCCCCAAGGACACAGCUAUUGGCAAUUCAACACAAGUGCCAGCUAAGGAAGUCAAGCUUAUCACAGGUCUUCAUGGAGUUCUCAAGUUCAGGCUAGCAAGUGAAGAUGAAAGUGAACAUGCAAACAGAAGCCAUGUUGAAAAUGACAAAAAUGGAUGCUGCAUUCCAAGCGAAAAGGAAAAACACAGUUUUUGAAAGGUCUUCUUCCUUGUAAUGGUACUAGUUUUGUUUUAAAUUCUCUAAAUGGCUCUGGAAUAUUUUAUUUGUCAAAAUCGCCUUAGCCAUCCCAUUCAUGCGUAGUCAGCACUUAAGGGGUGACCAAACAUUUUUAUAAUCUAAAAAGCCUGGUAUUUUUCGCUUUCA